Molecule: messenger RNA, 2406 nt
Organism: Pangasianodon hypophthalmus (striped catfish)
Lineage: Eukaryota; Metazoa; Chordata; Actinopteri; Siluriformes; Pangasiidae
Exons: 8
Coding region: 819-1493 (224 amino acids)
Source: RefSeq, a predicted model, not a curated record
GACAGGUACUACGGCUGGAGCAAGAAGCUGAGCUGCAGCACCACCUGCGCUCUGUCAAACAACCCCACUUACAUCUGGUACAAGAACGGACAGCGUGUUACUAACCAGUACAGAAAAGAACUGUCUCUGUAUGACAGUAGUGAGGAUGCAGGCAGCUACUCCUGUGCCGUAAGAGGACAUGAGGAGCUUCGCUCUCCUGCUGUCUGUGUUUUCAGGUGUUUUUGGAGUGUGACUUAUUUCUCGCAGACUAUGUGUGCUCUGAUUGGCUCAUCAGUGGACAUACACAGUUACUACACCUUCCCUGAUCAGCUUCGCACCCCGCAGCCUGUCUGGUACGUCAUAUUCCUCUCACAGGACAGAGAACUGAGUCAUACAGAUGAGCGAGUGGAGUUUCUUAAUGAUAGACCUAACAGGAGCACACUGAGACUGAAAAAUCUAACAGAAGGGGACUCAAAAAAAUAUCAACUCCGGUUAAAAUCCCCUUACUCUAUACAAACAGACAGCUCUGCUGGUGUCUCUCUGUCUGUCACAGGUCUGCAGGUCAAAGUGGCACCCCUUGCAGUAACAGUGUCAGAUUUACAAAGCAUAACGCUGAGCUGCAUCACCACCUGCACUCUGUCUAACGACCCCACUUACAUCUGGUACAAUAACGGCCAGCGUGUGUCUGACUGUAAAUCUGCCUCCUGCUCUGUAGCUGCAGUCAGUGGUGCGGUCAGUUACAGCUGUGCUGUUGAAGGCCAUGACAGUCUCCUCUCUCCUCCAGUGUGUGAGUGUGGAUUUUACUCUCCUCAAUCAUAGUACAUCUAUAUCUCUAUCAAAUGCUGAUCGUGAACACACACCAGCUGAUUCAUGUUUUUUCUUUCUCAUCAGAUUCCCCUAAAAACACCAGUGCAGUGGUUCUUUCCUCUGGAGACACAGUGGAAGGGAAUUCAGUGACUCUGAGCUGUAGCAGUGAUGCAAACCCUCCUGUUCUCACCUACUCCUGGUUUAAGCAGAGAGCAGAUGCAGACACACUGCUGACAACAGGCCAGAAUUACACCAUCAGCAACAUCAGCUCCCAGCACAGCGGACUGUACUACUGCACUGCUCACAACCAGCUGGGACAGCACAACUCUACACCAACACACCUGGAUGUGUUAAGUGACGAGGAGAGCUCAGCUGAGGUGUGGAAGCUGCAUGCUGUAUGGGGAGCCGCUGCACACGUUCCUGCUCUGCUUCUCUCUCUUCUUAUCGUCAUCCUGUGCGUUAAGAGAAAGAGAGGAGCAGAGAGAGACACAGACAUUCAGAUUGUUCCAACACCAGGAGAGGACACAUACAAAGCACUGAACCCCACGACUAGGUCCCCGGAUUAUGACACUCUGCAAAACGUUCACCUCUCUGACAGUGACACUUACCAAACCCUGAACCCUGCAACCAUGUCUUCUGACUAUGAUACACUGAGGGAUGUGGCUACUCGACUCAGUGAGGAGAAGUACUCCAGAACCGAAGAAUGAUAGCUAACAGUUGCGUGUGGUUAGUGACUUUACAUUCCGCAUCAUGAACAGCAGAGGAACGAUGCAGUGUGAGAGUUUUAGGAUUAGACUUGAGGAGUAGAGUUAAACAACAUUAAGACGUAACAACAAAAUAUUUUUCUUCUUUUGCAAGUGUCAUUAUUCAAGCAGCUCCUUUAGAUUCUCAAUUGUCUUUUUGCACAUUUAAUAUAUUAUAUACACAUAUGUGUGUGAUGGCUUAGGAUGACCCUUUACAUGCUCAGAUUUUUUAACAUUCUCUACGUGAUAUAGCUCUAUGGCUUUUCCCUCAUCAUUGUAUCUUCUCUCGACUGAUCUCUGUUCACGCCAACAUCGGUGGGGAAAUAAUCCCUGAUUAAUUCAGUCACUUCUGUUCUGCUGACUAAAUUCCUUGUUAAUGUCUUUAUUUUUCAGUUAUUUAAACAUUUGGAGACUCUGUUCUGAUCCAAUAUUUGUCAAUUUCAUGUCUUGUAAACUGCAGCGAAAAGCUGGAUAAUGAUAAUUGAUAACGAAGCAAGGAAUACCAAUCUUCAUUAAGUUGGAUUCUACUUUGCCUGAUCUGUUACUGGAAAAAUGUUUUAAAUGUUUCUGUGUACAAGAAUAAAAUUGAGCCUAAAACCUUUUUUUGGACUGAAUGCUAUACAGAAAUUCCAAAUCAUAAUAAACUUUUCUUUACAGAGCAAAUUAAAAAGAGGUACAAAGCUGUCUACUUAAUACACUGUAUGGCCUAAAGUAUGUGGACAGCUGACCAUCGCACCCAUACGUGGUUCUUCCUGAAACUGUUACCACAGAGUUGAAAGCACACAAUUGUAUAGCAUGUCUUUGUAUGCUAUAGCAUUACAAAUUAUCCCUCAACUCACCAAAGCCAGCCACCCAUUAAAGGACCGGACCUCUAUUG